Messenger RNA from Tricharina praecox, 936 nucleotides. Its product is annotated as putative acyl-protein thioesterase 1,2. The record is from RefSeq and is a predicted model, not a curated record. Bases 1 to 936 code for a protein of 311 amino acids. Gene Ontology annotation, biological process: protein depalmitoylation. Gene Ontology annotation, cellular component: cytoplasm. NCBI's taxonomy places the organism in Eukaryota, Fungi, Ascomycota, Pezizomycetes, Pezizales, Pyronemataceae. The transcript has 3 exons. Gene Ontology annotation, molecular function: carboxylic ester hydrolase activity; palmitoyl-(protein) hydrolase activity.
AUGGCCGAACCACACAUUUUCCCCACACCGUUCGUGGUCUCUCCGAUAGGCGAGCACACGCACACGCUCAUCCUUCUCCAUGGCCGAGGUGACAGCGGGCCCUCGUUCGGCUCGGGCCUGUACAUCGCCACCCCCUCCAGCGGGUUUAGCCUGCCGUCGCUGUACCCAGGCCUCAAAUUCAUGUUCCCGACCACGGCGGUGCGCUACUCGACCACGUUCAGGGAGGACAUGAACGAGUGGUUCGACACGGCGUCGCUCACCUUCCCCGAGGAGCAGGGCCACCUGCAGCGAGAGGGCUUGCGGGAAGCUGUGAUCCACCUCUCGGCCCUGAUCGAGGCCGAGGUGCGCAACGGUAUCCCGCACGACCAUAUCAUCGUCGGAGGCAUCAGCCAGGGCUGCGCAACCGCCCUGCACGUGCUCCUUGCGCUCGGCCAUCAGCUCGGCGGCUUCGUGGGGAUGAGCGGGUGGUUACCGUUUGCCAGCAACAUCCGGGAGAUCUGCGGACUCGGGUCCGGCGCCGGACUGAGGGCGUCAGCGGCAAGGCCGAAUGAUACCGACGACGAUAGUGAGAGCGAGGAGGAGUAUGAGGAGGAAGAGGAGGAGGAGGAUGAGAAGGCCGGGGGCGCCGAGGCCGAUCAUAUCGAUGCUGUGGAGGCGUUGGCGUUCGUGAGGGAGAAUUUGUCGAUGCCGCCGCCGCCGUCGGGGGUCUCGCCGCUGAAUGCUCUCAAGACCCCGUGUUUCCUCGCCCAUGGCGAUGAGGACGAGACUGUGGACUACAAGCUGGGAAGGAAUAUAUACAGUGCGCUCCGACACGGACUAGGGAUGGACGUUACGUGGAAACGAUACAAGGAGUUUGGACAUUGGUACAAGGAGCCAGACGAGAUCGAUGAUAUUGUGGAAUUCUUGGGUGAAAAGUGCGGGCUUAUCCCUCAAUGA